UCUACAUUGUGUCAGAGCAUCUAUGGAUGGUGUUGCGGUAAGGGGUAUCACGUGAUCUGAGCUAUUGGAAUAACUUCGUCAAUGCCACCGUAAACUACCUACCGAGCCUCCAAAUGUACAGGAAACAAUUCAAUAGCUAACUACUUCAGGACGUAUCCUAAUUUCCAUAGCCAACCAAUCAAGCAUGAGAAAUUUAGAUGGAAAUUUGCUCAAGAAAGACGCACAUGUUAACUAACCCCUGGAUCCAAAGUUGACCCUCAAGGUUCAAAAAGCGACGGUGGUUGUUUUCUUUUUUGCGCAAGUAAAAAUCAAUUUAAUUUCUCGUGGCAGCGAAAAAUAUCGGGCUUAGCCCGGUUUGCUCACAUAGGCAGGUACUUGUACCUAGUGCCUAGACCAGACUUAAAGCUUUUCAUUAGAUCUUUUGAAAUUUCCAGACGGUCUUUGCAGCCAGUCCGAUUCAGGGGGAGGAUUUUCCCACUAGCUCCGCGCCACACUAGUCAAGCAACCUGCUCUCUUAGCCACCAUCCGUUGCCUUUAUUUUUUCUUCUUUGUCUAUCCCUCAUUAUAUUUUCUCUACUAGGUACCUAAUCUAGAUAAAAGUCUAGCUCAUAACUUACCUUUACUUUUGAAAGUGUCAGCCAUGGAUAACUGGCGCGAACAAUCGAGCUGGCGGACCCGGGACCCGGCAGCGGCUGGCGCUGCCACUGCUCCCACCUCAGACAAGCCAGCACGACCGCAGCAGCCCCCCCGGCCGCUCUCAGGCCGCCUAACCGCCCCGUCAUGGCGCACAAGCGGGGCCUCUCCCAGCACCAACAACGACGAUAACGACGACGCUCCUCCCCGCGAGCAGCAACAGCGCCGCCGGGACUUCCCCUCGGGCACCGGCACGCGGCCCUCGGACCGACGCGCGCGGACCUCAGCACGCCCGCAGUCAGAGGAGGAGAGCGCGGCGGCCGUCGCCAUCGCCGAGGGCCGGCGCAUCUACAUCGGCAACCUGCGGUACCAGGCGAAGCCGGACGACAUCGCGACGGUGCUCAAGGCCAGCGGCUUCGACGCCUUCGUGCGCAUCCACAUGUCCGUCGACCCCUUCACCGGCCGCAACCCCAGCUACUGCUUCGUCGAGUUCGCCGACAAGGAGGUCGCGGCCAGCGCGAUGGAGACGCUCGAGGGCAAGCUGUUGCUGGGCCGCGAGCUCAAGUGUCGGCCUUGCGUGCCGAAGGGGGCGCAGAGUGGUGGUGCUGGUGCUGGUGGUGGGGGGUCGGCGGGUGGUGCUGGACGCCAGGGGGGAAGUGAGGGGUUGAGUCGCUGGGGCGAUUGGUCGGAGAGGAAGAAUGGUGGCGGUGCUGAUGGUGGUAGAGGGAGAGACAGGGUUCGGGGGGGCCGGUUGGAGGGAGAGGACGAUGUGGUAUCGUCGGCCUUCAGGUACCAGAAGGAUUUCACCGGCAAGCGUUUAUACGUGGGUGGCUUGCCUAGGAUGCUUGACCAGGCGACCAACUUUGCGGAGAUGACCGAGUUGUUCAAGGAUUAUAAAGUUGAGGCGAUCAGCAAAAGGGUCUCCGCCCACGAGUCAACGCGCACCAAACCAGGAUGUCACGACUAUUGUUUUGUCGACUUCGCCACGUCGAACGAAGCUGAAGAGGCUUUGAAAAGCGUUAACGGCACAGAGUUUCUCGGAGGGCCUUUAAAGGUGUCACUUGCGAAUGGGAGGAGUAGCAAGUGGCAGGAAAGGGAAAAAGUCGAUAGUGGAGACUCAGAUUUACGCGUAGAGCAAGCAGUGUAAGUUGCGGAAUGUAGAGAAACCCAUAGUAAUCACUUGUCUCGUAUGCAGUCAAAGUGCCUUUACAUACAUCCACCCCAAAAACACACAUAUCUUAUUUCCCU
Molecule: messenger RNA, 1881 nt
Organism: Hypoxylon fragiforme
Lineage: Eukaryota; Fungi; Ascomycota; Sordariomycetes; Xylariales; Hypoxylaceae
Product: RNA-binding domain-containing protein
Exons: 2
Coding region: 641-1780 (379 amino acids)
Molecular function (GO): RNA binding
Source: RefSeq, a predicted model, not a curated record